AUGCGGCGGAAAAAGCGAGACGCAUUGCGAGCAGAGUUGCUUGCUGCUGGAGAUCCCAUUCUUUCCUGGCAGCAAGCACGCUCGCGGCCAAUACCGUCAGCUGGCAGCUCUGCUCAGCAGGCUGCAAAGUCCAAGAGCACUGGGCGGCAGGCGACUGUGAAGUGCCCGAUGCGUCGAAAACGACGCCGACUUCGAGCAAAACCAACUGUGGGCCUGGAAUCAUUUGCUGCUACAGUCGGAAGAUGCAAGACGAAAAAAAUCAAGGUUAAAGUCGCAGAAGUGGAGGCCCGUGCCGACUCGCGCUUGCCAUCACAGCCAAAUGCUACCAGCAUCGACGUCGUUCCGGCAGACACCCCGCGCAUCAAGAAGCGGAAACGCAAGAUUGCUCGGAAAGUGGGCGAAACACAAAUGUUUUCUUUGCGCACCAUCUUUCUGUAA
Messenger RNA from Symbiodinium sp. CCMP2592, 438 nucleotides. The record is from the annotation of a GenBank genome assembly. NCBI's taxonomy places the organism in Eukaryota, Dinophyceae, Suessiales, Symbiodiniaceae.